Sycon ciliatum is the source of this 2797-nucleotide messenger RNA. RefSeq names its product tyrosine-protein kinase Mer-like. The transcript is spliced from 10 exons. The record is from RefSeq and is a predicted model, not a curated record. Gene Ontology annotation, biological process: positive regulation of kinase activity; multicellular organism development; cell surface receptor protein tyrosine kinase signaling pathway. The coding region runs from base 506 to 2080 and encodes 524 amino acids. Gene Ontology annotation, molecular function: transmembrane receptor protein tyrosine kinase activity; ATP binding. Gene Ontology annotation, cellular component: plasma membrane; signaling receptor complex. Lineage: Eukaryota; Metazoa; Porifera; Calcarea; Leucosolenida; Sycettidae.
AACUCACUCAGCUGCUAGCAUGCUAGCUGGUUGUUGCUUCAUUGCCGAACUGUCCUACUGCCAAGUACAAAGUCAUGUACACACGCUGGGAGCAAAGGAGAUGUAGUGGCCAGUUUUGGGCAAAAGCAGCCAGCUUCGCGAGUUGGUCGGUCUCAGUUCCUUUUCAGGCGUUUGGCUCUUGACAGGGUAACCCACAGGCGAAGUUGUGGACAACUGCCUCAAGCCAAGGUGGCGCCAGUGGCGAGCCACAAGUGCUGGCAUCGGUGGAGCUGUUGACGGGAAUGAACAUCCAUUCCUAGAAGAAGUCAUUGCUAGCACUGGAAGGAGGAAGCACGGCACAACCAGUCUACCUUCGACUACUUCCAGUCACCUUCAUUUCUGGACACUUCAGAAUCACGGUUGCUCCGCAUCUCGUUCUUCCGCUGUGCUCGGUUUUAGCAUCCUUAGCCUGUACCUUUUCAUCGGAAAGAGCUGACGGUGGAAGUACCAUGACAGGUUUGUUGCAAUGGACUCUGGCGUAGGUCGUUUAUCCUCCCGCGGCGGUCCUGUAUCUUUGCCGUUGGGCAUGACGCAUGAUCGUCCGGUGACCGGAGCUGCUAUUAGCAGCACUGUGACGGUGGACGACUGGCACCCGCACACCUACAUUAUCGCGUUGCCGGCCAUAAUCCUGGUCUCGCUGCUUGUUGGCGUGAUCUUGGUGGCUAUGCUGUGGUUCCGCUUGCUUGACGCCUACUACAAAUCCAUUGCGGCACGGAAACAGGAGGCGACGGAGUCCACGGCGCAUCAGAACCACCGUGAAGACGGAGGAGCAGCGAAAGCACUACCGCCGGUGGUUGCUGAGACUAUAGCAAAUAACGACAGCUCCUUCUCCCCGGAGUGCAUUCAGACGCUGCUCGGUAUUGAUCGGCGUGGCGACGUGACGCGCAGCACUGGCCUGGUCUCGUCGUCAUGCCGACAGAUGCCGACGUGCAACGAGGACGACGUGCGGCUACGCCUGCGCUUGGACAGCCUGUUCAUGGCGCUGGAGAAGUACGCCGUGCCGCGUGACCGCCUCAUUCUGCAAGAUCCGUUGGUGUAUGGCCAGCAGGAAAUUGUCCAGGGUGCUCAGCUGCUGAAUGAGCACCGCGAGCCGAUCAAGAAAGUCCUCGUCAAGAGCCUAAUACAACAAGGCAAUGUUGCCAAGCGCGAGCACCUGCUCAAAGAGGCGCUGCUUCUCAGCACCCUGACACACCCGAAUGUACUGCAGCUGGAGGCAGUGUGCUUGGACGUCAGAACCGAUGUCUGGCUGGUCACCUGCAUUCCAGCCUACGGUGAUCUGAAAGCGUAUCUGAGAAAUGCUGCACGCGUGGCACUCAAUGACCUGUUUGAGCCGAAGGACGCAACUGAAGAGAGACCACGACGUGUGCAAGCACUAUCCUUGUUGGAGAUAGUGGAGCAGAUAGCGAGUGGCAUGUCCUACCUGGAGACGAAAGGCUUGGUUCACGGCGACCUGGCAUCCAGGAACUGCCUAAUCAUGAAUGAAGUACCAUGCAUUGUGAUUGGAGACCUGGGAAUCUCAAAGACCGUCUAUCCACGUGACUACUAUUCCGUGUCGCCAACACUAUCUGUGCCUAUCAAGUGGAUGGCACCGGAAUUGCUGCUCGGUUCCCGACACUUCACAUCUAAGAGUGAUGUGUGGGCAUUUGGCGUGACUGCCUGGGAAAUCUUUGCGCUGGGACGCUCACCAUUUGCAGCUGUGGAGAAUGUCCAGAUUACGAACUUUGUAGCGCACGGCAAAGGUCGCCUUCAGCCCGUCAAGCCCCUGCCUGCUGGAAUGUAUGAUUUGUUGACUCAGUGCUGGAGUGUUGAUGCAGAACAGAGACCAACAUUUGAAAGCAUCUCCACAACUCUGUGGUCAAUGAACAUCGCACUACGCGAGGAACUUGGUGACCUGGCAACGGAAGACACGUGGGAGGAAUUCAAGACAACUACGGCACUGCAUGUACGCAUCACCGCCGACAUCUGGGACUCGAUUGAGGACGGCCUGGACAACAUAGGUUUCUGGACUGAACCGUCGGGAGCAGAAUCCAUAAUGUCUUGAACGUACAGUGUAAGCCAGAAGUAACUGUCUUUAUUAGGGACGUGCAUGUAGCUACUAAUGCUCAAUGUCACAGGGCAAAACAAGUCAUAGCCAACUUCCCAUUUUCAUUUUCUUUGUAGUCCCCCUGGUCAUGGUCAACCACCAGUUCUCGAGCUGCGUGGGCCUACUCUUGUCGAGAAGGCACGGCUUUAGAAGUCUCCACUGUAAAUACUCGCACAUAUAAUAAUUAUAUGGACCUACACUGCAGUGCAUGUAACUACCCAUUGCAUGUAGCGUAAAUGCAUCCAGUACAUGUCAAUCGCCCAGUUGCAUUAAUUUUAGAGUAUGCUACUCCGGUGUUGAUGAUGCUCCGAAAAGUGUGCUGAUGAAAAUGAUAGUAAGCCAGGAAAGGAACAAAAGCAGCUCACAACUGUAACCAUGGCAGCAGACAGGGUAAGCACUGCCUUGUUGUGUCCAUGCAAUGUAAUGAUGACUUGCCAUACCUAUUAAUCUAGCCAGCCACACCAUGUCAUACUUGAAGUAAGUAAUUAUUACCACCAGAUAGCAUGCCAUUGCAGAUAAGGAUCGUUUUUCUGUAGGUUCAAACCAGGGAGCGCUAACUACUACUCCCUGGUUUGAAAACCGGUUUCAAUAGUAAUGCCCUCAGUCACCCCUGUAUCGGUUACUGUAGCAGCAUGCUACUGUGUGGCAUGCAGCCAUCAACAGCCACAUUUUUCC